This is a messenger RNA of Colletotrichum lupini, 2271 nucleotides long. Its product is annotated as hydroxymethylglutaryl-CoA synthase. The record is from RefSeq and is a predicted model, not a curated record. Gene Ontology annotation, biological process: acetyl-CoA metabolic process; ergosterol biosynthetic process. The transcript is spliced from 9 exons. Gene Ontology annotation, molecular function: hydroxymethylglutaryl-CoA synthase activity. Lineage: Eukaryota; Fungi; Ascomycota; Sordariomycetes; Glomerellales; Glomerellaceae. The coding region runs from base 1 to 2271 and encodes 756 amino acids.
AUGGUCCAUGAACCUGUGGUGUAUGAGUAUGACUAUGAUCCCACCCUUCAACGGAUACCUAGCUCGUUUUCGCCCUUGGUCAAUGGUCUGGCUGGCAGUGGGAAUAAACAGAAGAAGAGAAUUAAGAAAAAAAAGAUAAACGCCCCUUCCACCACGGCACCACUUCGACCUCUGGACCCUCUUCUUGCUGUUACUACUGCUGCUGCUGCCUCCCGUUCGUCUCCCUUCUUCCCUCCUCUUCUUCUUACUCCCUCCUACUCUUCCUUCCUCGUCCUCCUAAUCCUCCCAAACUCUCUCCAACACACACUUUGGUCCUUCACGGAAAGACGACCACCCUCUACCAAUAGGUGCGUUGGGCCCGAAUUCACUGCCCCUCCCCCUCUUCUUCCCGUCCCCUCCUUGGUGCUGGAACAUCCUUGUCCUGAUUCUGCAUAUUGGGCACCUUUGGCGACCUGUUUGCCAGGCGCGUUGAAACGGCGUCUUUUCGUAGACUUCAAUUCUCCCAAAAUCACAAUCUGCUCGAUCGCGCCGCCCAAAAUGGCUUCCAGACCUGAGAACAUUGGCAUCAAGGCCAUCGAAAUCUACUUCCCCAACCAGCGCCGAAAUCGCAAUCCACACGCCAGCACUGCCAGAAUUACCCCUCCUCAAUCUCCCACCCCAGGCUCGGGCGGGUUAAAAGCCCGCUCCUUGUUGAAGCUCUCACAAGAUUCUGAGAGCAUUUAUGUCGAGCAAACCGAGCUUGAGACUUUCGAUGGCGUCAGCGCCGGCAAGUACACCAUCGGCCUUGGUCAGACCAAGAUGGCCUUCUGCGACGACCGCGAGGACAUCUACUCCUUCGCUUUGACCGUCACCUCCAACCUGAUCAAGAAGUACAACAUUGACACCAACUCCAUUGGUCGCCUCGAAGUCGGCACUGAGACUCUCCUGGACAAGUCCAAGUCCGUCAAGACUGUGCUCAUGCAACUCUUCGGCGAGAACACCAACAUUGAGGGUGUCGACACUGUCAACGCCUGCUACGGAGGUACCAACGCCUUCCUUAACUCUGUCAACUGGAUCGAGUCUUCCGCCUGGGACGGCCGUGAUGCCAUUGUUGUCGCUGGUGACAUUGCCCUCUACGCCAAGGGUAACGCCCGCCCCACUGGAGGCGCUGGCGCAGUCGCCAUGCUUGUUGGCCCCAACGCUCCCGUUGUUCUGGAGCCUGGUCUGCGUGGUACCUAUAUGUCCCACGUCUACGAUUUCUACAAGCCCGACCUCACCAGCGAGUACCCCUACGUCGAUGGUCACUACUCCUUGACCUGCUACACCAAGGCUCUGGAUGCUGCCUACCGCGAGUACAACAAGCGUGAGGCCAAGCUCGCCAAGGCUGCCAACGGCCACGCCAACGGCAGCGGAGCCACCAACGGAGAGUCCAAGAUCCCCAAGACCAGCCUUGACAGAUUCGACUACUUCUCCUUCCACGCUCCCAACUGCAAGCUCGUCGCCAAGUCGUACGCUCGCCUGCUCUACCACGACUACCUCGCCGAUGCCGACUCACCCGUCUUCGCCGAGGUCGCCCCCGAGCUCCGCGACAUGGACUACGAGAAGUCGCUGACCGACAAGGUCGUCGAGAAGACCUUCAUGGGUCUCACCAAGAAGAAGUACCAGGAGAGAGUCGCUCCUGGUGCCCAGGUCGCCACUCUCCUCGGCAACAUGUACUGCGGUUCCGUUUGGGGCGGUAUUGCCAGCUUGCUCUCCUACGUUGACGCUGCCACUCUCAAGGACAAGCGCGUUGGUGUCUUCAGCUACGGCUCCGGUCUGGCUGCUAGCUUCCUGUCUUUCCGCAUCAACGGAGACGUCACUCCUCUCGCCAAGGUGCUCGACAUUCCCGCCAGACUCGAGGCCCGCACCAAGCUUGCCCCCGAGACCUACGAGGCUUUCUGCGACCUCCGCCACCAGGCUCACCUCCAGAAGGACUUCACCCCCAAGGGUGACGCCUCCACCAUCACCCCCGGUACAUACUACCUGGAGAAGGUUAACGACAAGUUCCAGCGUUCCUACAGCAGGUGGCUGCAUAGAUCCUGCGACAGCAUGAGAGCUGAAGGAGCACGGCCAGCAUUACGUACUUUAAUCAGAGGAGGAAAUACAGAGACGCCGCCGGCCACGACAGACGGAGAUUCUGUCGUGAGAGAGGAAUCGGCGCUUGGAAUGCACCUCGCAAUAGGGGCAUUGUAUAUACCAGGCCAGAUAGCCGUAUUUGAGCGUCCAUUAGGACGAAUGAAGCUGGAAGAAUAG